Messenger RNA from Dentiscutata heterogama, 1201 nucleotides. Lineage: Eukaryota; Fungi; Glomeromycota; Glomeromycetes; Diversisporales; Gigasporaceae. The record is from the annotation of a GenBank genome assembly.
AUCAACUGUAUGGUCUGAACCUGAAGUAGUUGAAAGUGCUGCUCAGGAAUUUGUCGAUACUGAAAAAUUUAUUGAAACUGGGGAAAAACUUCUUACUCCUUAUGAAUGGAAAAAAUACGACCUUUUGGUUCUUCCUGCAUCGUUUCCCUAUGGAGGAAUGGAAAAUCCUUGUCUAACUUUUGUUACUCCUACAUUAUUGGCUGGUGAUAGAUCGCUUGUAGAUGUUGUAGCGCAUGAAAUUUCUCAUAGUUGGAUGGGAAAUCUUGUUACAACCUCGAAUUGGGAACAUUUUUGGCUUAACGAAGGCUGGACUGUAUUCAUUGAACGAAAGAUUAUGGGUCGUUUGCAUGGUGAAAAAGCAAGCGAAUUUGAUGCAAUUAUUGGAUGGAGAGCGUUGAAAGAAGAUAUUGACCUUUUUGGUCAAAAUAAUGACUUGACAGCAUUGACUCCUAAAUUGAAAGAUGUAGAUCCUGAUGAUAGCUUUUCUUCGGUUCCAUAUGAAAAAGGUUUCAAUUUUCUUUAUCACAUCCAAAAAGUCGUUGGUGGACCUCAGAAUUUUGAACCUUAUAUGAAAGCUCAUGUUCAAGAAUUUGCCGGUAAAUCAAUUACUACUGAUGAUUGGAAGAAAUUUUUAUAUUCAUUUGUGGAGAAAAACUUUCCUGAUAAAAGGGCUAAGUUGGAUGAGAUUCAAUGGGAUGCUUGGUUACACGCCCCUGGAAUGCCUCCAGUAGAAAAUGAAUUUGAUCAAACACUUGCAAAAGCGUGCUCUGAAUUGGCUGAAAGAUGGAAUCGUGCCCGAGAUAAUACAGUUUUUGAUGGAUUUUCACCUUCUGAUAUUGAAAAUUUUACUCCUGGGCAAAAAAUGGUUUUUUUGGAACGUCUAUACGACCAUUCACCUCUACCGUGCCCAGUUAUUGAAGCAUUAAAUAAAUUUUAUUGUUUCAUGGAUGUUCGCAAUUCUGAAAUCCGAUUUAGGUGGCAACAAGUCUGUUUAAGAUCAGAAUAUGACCCCAUUUUUCCUCACGUGGUCAAAUUUGUAACUGAGCAGGGUAGAAUGAAAUAUGUCAGGCCUUUGUAUAGAUUAUUGAAUCAAACAAAGAAUGGUUCUGAUUUGGCAAAGAAAACUUUUAAAGAAAAUAGGUCAUUUUAUCAUCCUAUUGCGGCAGCAAUGAUAGCAAAAGACAUUUUAAAGGAGUGUUAA